AUGACUAUUGCAAAAGAGACAGUUGAUCAGAAAUAUGAUCUUAUUGUACGUGGUCUUGAAGAAGUACUUGGCGCAAAAAAACUUAAAAAAAUCUUAGAAGAACGGGAUUUAAAACUCUAUUGGGGCACUUCUCCUACAGGAAGACCUCACUGUGGAUACUUUGUCCCUAUGAUUAAAAUAGCAGACUUUUUAAAAUCUGGAGCAAAGGUUACUAUUCUUUUUGCAGGUAAAAGAGAUAUUCAUGCUUUUUUAGAUAAUCUUAAAGCACCUAUUAAUAUUGUAGAAUACAGAGUUAAAUAUUAUGAAUUUAUCAUUAAAGCAAUGCUUAAAUCAAUUGGAGUUUCAAUAGAAAAGCUUCAGUUUGUUCUUGGAUCUUCCUAUCAACUAACUCCCAAAUACUCUAUGGACAAUUUUCGUCUUUGUACAAUUGUUACGGAGCAUGAUGCAAAAAAAGCAGGUGCAGAGGUUGUAAAGCAAGUAGAAAACCCUCUUCUUUCAGGACUUUUAUAUCCUGGGAUGCAAACCUUAGAUGAAGAAUAUCUAAACUGUGAUGCUCAGUUUGGAGGAAUUGACCAAAGAAAAAUUUUUACAUUUGCAGAGAAAUAUCUCCCAGCACUUGGAUACGAAAAAAGAAUACAUCUCAUGAGUUCAAUGGUACCAGGUCUUACGGGAGGGAAAAUGUCUGCUUCAGGAAAUGAAAAUAAUAAAAUUGAUAUUUUAGAUGAUAUUAAUACAGUUAAAAAAAAAAUAAAUCGAACAUUUUGUCAAGAAGGAGUUGUCGAAAAUAACGGGCUUUUAGCAUUUGUAAAACACAUAAUUUUCCCAAUUCUUGAACUUAAAAAAAUACCAAUGCUAAAAAUUAAUAGAGAAGAUAAAUGGGGGGGUCCGCUUUCUUAUACCUGUUAUGAUCAUUUGGAAUCAGACUUUGCAAAUAGAAAGUUAUUUCCUCAGGAUCUUAAACUUGGUAUCAUUGAUGAACUCAAUCGUCUUUUAGAACCUAUUCGAAUGGAAUUUAAAGAAAAUAAAGAAUUUCAAGAAAUACUUCAACUUGCUUAUCCAAGUGAAAAAGAAAAAAAAACACAAAAAAGUCCUCAAAAAUACUAA
Molecule: messenger RNA, 1104 nt
Organism: Pneumocystis jirovecii RU7
Lineage: Eukaryota; Fungi; Ascomycota; Pneumocystomycetes; Pneumocystales; Pneumocystaceae
Product: tyrosine-tRNA ligase
Exons: 7
Coding region: 1-1104 (367 amino acids)
Biological process (GO): tyrosyl-tRNA aminoacylation
Molecular function (GO): ATP binding; tyrosine-tRNA ligase activity
Source: RefSeq, a predicted model, not a curated record